Molecule: messenger RNA, 833 nt
Organism: Aspergillus pseudotamarii
Lineage: Eukaryota; Fungi; Ascomycota; Eurotiomycetes; Eurotiales; Aspergillaceae
Exons: 1
Coding region: 100-693 (197 amino acids)
Source: RefSeq, a predicted model, not a curated record
CCACAUUCAAAACCUCCACAAUUAAUCAAUCUUAUCGCAAUCUCCGAGAUAAUCCCCGACCAUUACUUCAUAACCACCACAACCAAAAAGAACAACGAAAUGCCCCCAAUUCCCACCCUCCUACAACACUACCACCGUCACCGUCAAGACCAAGACCAAGACCAAGACCAAGACCUCACCAACGCCGACAACCACCUAACAAAACGCCUCACGCCCAUCCCCCUAGGCCCAGCUUACAAUACAAUCUCCAUCCCCGCCUCCUACGGCCGCCUCGACACCUCUCCCUCACCGGGCACAGUAGCCGGAAUAAUCCUCGGUAGCGUCUUCGGUUUCAUCUUCCUCCUCUACCUUCUCUGGCUCGGAUUAAGCUCUGGCCGGCGCUUCGGUAGCGAAACGCAGACGGAGAUGGCGUCGGCGAGUAGCGCGGGUGGUAUGCGGCGGAGACGGGGACGACGGAUUGUGGUUGAGGAGGAGCGACCGGCGAGUGCCCAUAGCCAUGGCCAUGGACAUGGAGAUCAUAUUAUUGUGGAGGAGAGUGUGACGAGUGCGCCGAGUCGGUCGGAGGGAGAUGUUAUUGAGGUAUUUGAGGAGGCUAGUAGUGUGGAUCGGCCGCCGAGACGUGGGAAGCAUAAUGGUGGUGGGGGGUGGAGGAGGGGGGAUUUGGAGGGGAGUGAGUUUAGUUCUAGGAUUUGAUGUUUGGUUUUUUUUUUUUUUUAUUAUUCCUAUUCUUAUUCUUGUUUCUUGUUUGUUGCUUAUUGGGGAGGGAUGGGGGAGUGGAUGGAUUGAUGAUUGAUACCCUUUUUUUCUUUCUCUUUUUGUGUUUCGUGUUUUAU